CGUCCCCUGGCGUGUCCCGCGGAGGCCACGCCCCGCGCCCCUCUCUUAAAGAGGCAGCGCCGCGCCGCAGGUCGCGCUGCCGCAGCCGCAACGCAGGUGCCGCCGCGAUGCUGCUGCUCCGAGCCGUCGCCGGGCGCAGGCUCCCGGUGCCGCUGCCGCCGCCGCCCCGCCGCAGCUGCCCCCGCGCCGGCGCCGCCUCGCUCGCCCCAGGCAGCCCCCCGGGCGCGGGGGGGCGCGGGCGGGCGGCGCCGGUGCUGGCGGCGCUGCUGGGCCUCGGCGCCGUCCUGGCCUACGGAGAGCGGCGGCGGCGGGCCGCCCAGGCCACCCAGGCGGCCCCGGCCCCCCGGUACCCCCUGUACACGCGGGAGGAGGUGGGGCGGCACCGCUCGCCCCCCGACCGCGUCUGGGUGACCCACGGCACCGAGGUCUUCGACGUCACCGACUUCGUGGAGCUGCACCCGGGGGGCGCCGACAAGAUCCUGCUGGCGGCCGGCGGGGCGCUGGAGCCCUUCUGGGCCCUCUACGCCGUCCACCACCAGCCCCACGUGCUGGAGCUGCUCCGCGAGUACAAGGUGGGCGAGCUGAGCCCCGAGGAGGCGGCGGUGCCGGCGCCCGCCGCCGGGGACCCCUUCGCCGGGGACCCCCCCCGGCACCCGGGGCUGCGCGUCAACAGCCAGAAGCCGUUCAACGCGGAGCCGCCGCCGGAGCUGCUGGCCGAGCGCUUCCUGACGCCCAACGAGCUCUUCUUCACCCGCAACCACCUGCCGGUGCCGGCGGUGGACGCCGAGACCUACCGGCUGCGGGUGGAGGGCCCGGGGGGCCGGGAGCUGUCGCUGUCGCUGGAGGAGCUGCGCAGCCGCUUCCCCAAGCACGAGGUGACGGCCACGCUGCAGUGCGCCGGCAACCGGCGCGCCGACAUGAGCCGCGUCCGCCCCGUCAAGGGGCUGGACUGGGACAUCGGGGCCAUCGGCACGGCGCGCUGGGGCGGCGCGCGGCUCCGCGACGUGCUGCUGCACGCCGGCUUCGGCGAGCGGCCCGAGGGCGAGUGGCACGUGUGCUUCGAGGGGCUGGACGCGGACGUCGGGGGGGCCCCCUACGGCGCCUCCAUCCCCUACGGCAAGGCCGUCAGCCCCGAGGGCGACGUGCUGCUGGCCUACGAGAUGAACGGGGCGGCGCUGCCCCGCGACCACGGCUUCCCGCUGCGCGCCGUGGUGCCCGGCGUGGUGGGCGCCCGCAACGUCAAGUGGCUGCGGCGGGUGGCCGUGAGCCCGGCCGAGAGCCCCAGCCACUGGCAGCAGAGCGACUACAAGGGCUUCGCCCCUUGCGUCGACUGGGACACGGUGGACUACUCGGCGGCGCCCGCCAUCCAGGAGCUGCCGGUGCAGUCGGCCAUCACGCAGCCGCGGCCCGGGGCGGCGGUGCCGCCGGGGGAGCUGACGGUGAAGGGCUACGCCUGGAGCGGCGGCGGCCGCGGCGUGGUGCGGGUGGACGUCUCGCUGGACGGCGGGCGGAGCUGGCGGGUGGCCCGGCUGGCGGGCGAGCGGCAGGAGCCGGGGCGCGCCUGGGCUUGGACGCUGUGGGAGCUGCAGGCGCCGGUGGCGGCGGGCGCCGGGGAGCUGGAGAUCGUCUGCAAGGCGGUGGACAGCAGCUACAACGUGCAGCCCGACACCGUGGCGCCCAUCUGGAACCUGCGCGGGGUGCUGAGCAACGCCUGGCACCGCGUCCGCGUCUCCGUGCGCCCCUGAGCCGGCGGCCCCCGCUCCCCCCCCCCGCCGCGGCCCCCGGUCCGCCGCCUUACGGCCCGCGGCACGUGAAAGCGGCUCCAUAAAGAUUGCGCAGGUU
This is a messenger RNA of Dromaius novaehollandiae (emu), 1842 nucleotides long. RefSeq names its product sulfite oxidase (gene SUOX). The transcript is spliced from 4 exons. Gene Ontology annotation, cellular component: mitochondrion. Lineage: Eukaryota; Metazoa; Chordata; Aves; Casuariiformes; Dromaiidae. Bases 108 to 1745 code for a protein of 545 amino acids. Gene Ontology annotation, biological process: sulfur compound metabolic process. Gene Ontology annotation, molecular function: sulfite oxidase activity; molybdopterin cofactor binding; molybdenum ion binding. The record is from RefSeq and is a predicted model, not a curated record.